Molecule: messenger RNA, 850 nt
Organism: Chelonoidis abingdonii (Abingdon island giant tortoise)
Lineage: Eukaryota; Metazoa; Chordata; Testudines; Testudinidae
Source: RefSeq, a predicted model, not a curated record
CCUUUUGGUUGCACCUGCUGCCUCUUUAUUCAGGAGAAACAGAAUUCCAGCACUGAGGGAGCAUCCUCCAGGCAUCAUGGCUUUGUUAACUGAUGCUGAUAAGAAGAAUAUCCAACACAUCUGGGCAAAGUUAUUUGAGAAUCCAGAAGAGAAUGGCAAAACAGUUGUGAUCAAACUCUUCAAAGAUUAUCCUGAGACAAAAGCAUACUUCAAGACCAUCCCGACUGAAGGCAACCUGCAGGAGGAUCCGCUGGUGCGUUUCCAUGGCCGGAGAGUCAUGGUUGCCCUCAACCAGGUGGUUGAAAACCUGGACAAUUGGAAGCAGGCCUGCAGGAUUCUGGACCGUCUAGCAGACAAGCACAAGAAUGUGCACCAAGUGCCAGCAGUGAAUUUCCAGGUACUGAUGCACGCAGACAUCAGGAAACGUGUUUGUUUAGGGAUUACAGCUAUUUGUUCUGGCACAGGGGACAGAUCAGUAUCCCAGAGGCAUAAUUAUAUAUGUUUACACAUUCUAACAUGGUUGUCAAAAAGCAGGAGGUUAGCAUAGGCAUGUGCAAUAAGCGUUAGAGUUAAUAAAGCACCCACACCAUGCAAGUUCAAUUGUUUGUGCGAUCAAAUGGAAAAUGAGAUCACAGACGUUUAUUACAAUAAUCCCCAGAGGCCUCAACCAAGAUCAGGACCUUGUUGUGCUGGACUAUGUACAUAAAUACAGUAAUAAACAGUCUUCGCCCCAGAAAGCUUACAGCCCCCCCGCCACAAGAUAAACAAAGAAGGGAUAGCCCCUAUGUUACAGAGAGGUAACUUGGAUGAUAAGUGACUUUCCCCAAAUCACAUCAGGAGUCUGUGGCAA